UUUCUUCUCUCUCUCUCUCUCUUCAUAGUUCCUAUGUACGUGCCUUUGCGUAUAUUUUACACAUAGACACGUAUGUAAAUAUGUAUCUGUGACUCCGCAAAUUUCUCAGUCUUUUGAUUUGGGUUUUUUUUUUAUUUGUUUUUUCUCACCUUUAGAUGUUGAAUUGGUGUUGAACUUUUUUUUUUCGUUUGAGGUGACUGAUGUGUUUGUUGUCUCUCUGUUUCUGCUAAGUCGUAGUAUAUAAAAUCAUCCUCUCUCUUUGUCUUUCUUGGGGGCUUGCCAUUAAAUUUUUAUCGGAUUUGUUGUUUUCGUUAUUUUGAUGAUCAAGUUACGAGUUUUAAGUGAUUUGUGACCAAUGGCCUUGGAUCAAUCUUUUGAAGAUGCUGCUGUACUUGGAGAACUCUAUGGAGAAGGUGCAUUUUGUUUCAAGAGCAAGAAACCUGAGACCAUCUCAGUCUCGGCUCCUUCUGAUGAUAAUGUUGAUGAUUCCAAUUUCGACUGCAAUAUCUGUUUAGACUCUGUGCAAGAACCUGUUGUGACUCUCUGUGGUCACCUCUUUUGCUGGCCCUGUAUUCACAAAUGGCUUGAUGUACAGAGUUUCUCGUCAAGUGAUGAGUACCAAAGACAUAGACAGUGUCCUGUUUGUAAAUCCAAAGUGUCUCAUUCUACUUUGGUUCCUUUGUAUGGCAGAGGCCGUUGCUCUACUCAGGAAGAAGGUAAAACCAGUGUCCCUAGAAGACCAUUGGGACCGGUUUACCGGCUUGAGAUGCCUUCUAGUGCCGACAUGCGGUUAUCAGAACGGGUUCAUUUCAAUAAUAGCACACAGGAAGGUUACUACCCUGUCUCAGGGGUGAUGAGUUCAAACAGUUUAUCAUACUCUGCUGUUUUGGAUCCAAUGAUGGUGAUGGUUGGAGAAAUGGUAGCUACGAGAUUGUUUGGAACACAAGUGAUGGAUAGAUUUGCAUAUCCGGAUACUUACAAUCUCGCAGGGACAAGCGGGCCGAGGAUGAGGAGGCGGAUAAUGCAGGCGGAUAAAUCGCUGGGAAGAAUCUACGUCUUCUUUAUGUGUUGUGUUCUUCUUUGUCUUCUCUUGUUUUAGGUUCUACUUCUUAUUGCUAGCUUGGUUUCUACUGUUCACUUUCUUCAAGUGUAAGAAAACAUAGUGGAAGAGAUGUACAUUUGUGUUGGAAACAAAUCAAAGUUGCUUAAUGUUGUGGAGUUUGUGUUGGGUUA
This is a messenger RNA of Camelina sativa (false flax), 1233 nucleotides long. Lineage: Eukaryota; Viridiplantae; Streptophyta; Magnoliopsida; Brassicales; Brassicaceae. The record is from RefSeq and is a predicted model, not a curated record.